AUGGAAGAUUGGAGAAGAAUUGACAUCGAUGCAUUCGAUCCAGAAAGUGGUAGGUUAACGGCUCAAGAUCUUAUACCUCCAUAUGUUCAACAGACAGAUCCACAAGCUGUACAGCAACAAAUUUCUCAAUUGAAAUCAUUUGCCACCAGUGGUGAUAUUAAUUCUGCAUUACAAUUGGCAACAUCUGAUCCACCAUACGGUGCUGAUGACAGUACAAAGGCCCUAUAUUUCCGUGCCGUUUUAGAGACUUUGACCCAAGUGAGACAGGCUGACAUUGCGAAUGUUGUCAAGCAAUUACAACCACAACAGCAAGAUGUACUUAUCAAAUACCUUUACAGGGGUAUGUCAAUACCUGAAGGACAGAGACAGGGUGGUAUCUUGCUAGCUUGGUUUGAAAAAUUAACCCAAGUAGCUGGCGUUCAACCAGUAAUGCAUUACUUGACGGAUAGAAGAACCGUGUAG
Zygosaccharomyces rouxii is the source of this 462-nucleotide messenger RNA. RefSeq names its product Arc15p (gene ARC15). The coding region runs from base 1 to 462 and encodes 153 amino acids. Gene Ontology annotation, cellular component: Arp2/3 protein complex; actin cytoskeleton; cytoplasm. Lineage: Eukaryota; Fungi; Ascomycota; Saccharomycetes; Saccharomycetales; Saccharomycetaceae. The record is from RefSeq and is a predicted model, not a curated record. The transcript has a single exon. Gene Ontology annotation, biological process: Arp2/3 complex-mediated actin nucleation; regulation of actin filament polymerization. Gene Ontology annotation, molecular function: actin filament binding.